Messenger RNA from Entamoeba invadens IP1, 963 nucleotides. RefSeq names its product dual specificity phosphatase DUPD1, putative. The coding region runs from base 1 to 963 and encodes 320 amino acids. The transcript has 3 exons. Gene Ontology annotation, biological process: negative regulation of MAPK cascade; protein dephosphorylation. Gene Ontology annotation, molecular function: MAP kinase tyrosine/serine/threonine phosphatase activity; protein tyrosine/threonine phosphatase activity; protein binding. Gene Ontology annotation, cellular component: cytoplasm. NCBI's taxonomy places the organism in Eukaryota, Evosea, Mastigamoebida, Endamoebidae. The record is from RefSeq and is a predicted model, not a curated record.
AUGCUCCAAGUCGGGAUUGGAAUUAACGCGAGCAAGAAGAAGUUGACGGAUAACGCAUUCCAACGAUUCAUAUCGUGUCACAUCAAACAACAUAAAAUUACAGCAAACAAUGUUAAAACUAUUAUCGCCACUUUAAAUCAUAUCACUGUCACUCCAGCACUGAAAUACAUGACUACACUAAAUACUUUAGACCUCUCCGAAAACAAAAUUACUGAUGUGACAAAUGAAGUGUUAAACUGGACGUCAUUGACACUCCUGAAUCUUUCACACAACAAAAUAACAAAUGCGGAUUUCAUAUUCCAAAUGACAUCGUUGAAGUCUUUGAACCUCUCAUACAACUCAAUUACAACCAUCCCAAGUGAUCUGAAAAGUCUUUCCAAUUUAACCGAGUUAAAUUUGGGUUGGAACCAACUCACAGACUUUGACUAUGAGUGCAUGAACGGGUUGAAGUCCAUUCAACGGUUCGAUGUUACCGCAAAUCGGAUAACAACAGUGAAACACACAGAGAGUUUGUUUUACAAAACGUUUGGAACACCAUUUGCUCAAGUCCUUCCAAAUGAAAUAGCCCCGCACCUCUAUUUGGGGAGUAUGGAAGCUACAGUAAAACCAACUCUCCGCGAACUCAAAAUACACGCCGUCCUCUCUAUAGGAGUUAAACCACUUUACAACAGCAAAAAGGUAAUCUACCUGUAUAUACCAUGUGGAGACACACCAACAGACAACAUCGCGCAACACUUUUCAGAAGCAUUUGAAUUCAUUGACCAAUACAUCUCGGAAGAGAAGAAUGUGUUAGUCCACUGUGUUGCUGGAGUGAGUCGGUCCGCCUCAAUUGUCAUCUCUUAUAUCAUGAAAAAAAUGAAAAUGACGUUCCCAGAAGCAUUCCAAACUGUCAAGGAUAAAAGGCUUUGCGUUUGUCCUAACCCAGGAUUCACAGAGCAGCUCCAGAAAUUCAAGCCAAAGUGA